Sorghum bicolor (sorghum) is the source of this 2022-nucleotide messenger RNA. RefSeq lists its product as uncharacterized. NCBI's taxonomy places the organism in Eukaryota, Viridiplantae, Streptophyta, Magnoliopsida, Poales, Poaceae. Gene Ontology annotation, molecular function: protein binding. The transcript has 4 exons. The record is from RefSeq and is a predicted model, not a curated record. The coding region runs from base 376 to 1761 and encodes 461 amino acids.
UGUUCCAAGGGCCUGUUUUUUUUUCCUACCCGGCCCGGACGCACUGCGCCGCCACCCACGUGCCUGCCACCCCGCCUGCACACCGCCCACACCGACCAGCGCCGCCGGAGGACGCACCGGUGCCGCGGCCCGCCGGCGACGGACCUCCAUCACCGCCACACCAGCGACGAUCUGCAGCUCCGACGUGCCUGCAAUCAGUGUCCUCCAUCACUGCCACAGUGCCACGCCUGCGGUGGUGACUCAGCGGCAGCCCGGCGACCUCCAGCUAUUCUGAUAUGGGCCUCUGGAAGAUGUUUGCAUUGUUUGCCAAUCCAUGAUAGAAGUGGGGCUUGUGUGGAUAUGAAGGAAUAAGUGGCCAUCUUAGGAGAAUUUGGAAUGACAGAGGGCAUGGAAAACCUGCUACCUGAAGAUGUACUCACCAACAUCAUCCACCGUCUUGCACCACGCUACCUUGCCAUAUCCCACUGUGUUUGCAAGACCUGGUGUACCAUCAUUGAUGCCCACAACCUGCUCCGUGUAGACCUCCUCCCACGGUCGGUGUGUGGAAUCUUCAUUAACUUUAAUGAGUUAAGCAUGUCAGAAUUCUUCUCCCGCCCCUCAAAAGGCCCAACGGUAUCUGGCAACUUUGACUAUUUGCCUCUCAGCUCCCGCAUCAUAGGCCACUGCAAUGGGCUUCUCUUGUUUCACAAGUAUGUGGUUAACCCAGCCACACGACAGUCAGCGCCACUGCCCCCAUGCUCAAGCCCAAAUAUUGUCGUAGAGCACUUUUUCCACAGGGAGUACCUUGUUUUCGACCCCACAUUGUCACCGCAUUAUAAGGUAUUCAUGAUCCCUGAGGUCCGACGACCCAAUGUGAGGUAUACCAUGUUGAAUUCAGAUGACAAGUUAGACCCUGCAAUAGAGGAAUUAGAAUGGCCACCGUCGCCUUGCAUCCUGCGUGUGUUCUCAUCAAGGACAAAGGUGUGGGAGGAGAGGUCGUUUGUUCGAGAAGGGGAGGCUGCAGGGAAUGUUGCUGACAUGUGGUUGGAUCACCCAUAUGUUCCAGACACUUCUGUGUAUUGGCGGGGAGUACUUUAUGUAUAUUGCCAAAACAAGUUUGUUAUGAGAAUAUCAUUAUCAAAUGGGAAAUAUCAAGUAAUCAAGCCACCUUUAGAUUGUAAGGGGAUGGCAUACACAAAUCUUUAUUUGGGGAAAUCAGUGAAAGGGGUGUAUUGUGCUGUGCGUCACUUGGCAUCCCAUUUUUCGAUCAAUAUUCUUGAUGAAUCGAGUGGCAAAAUGGAGUGGGUAUUCAAGGAUUCGUGUAGUAUUCAGCCAUGUGAAAUAAUUGACGGGCCUGGACCCUGGACUUUACAAGAUAUUAACAAUCAGGAGCAGGGAUUUGAGUAUGAAGAUGGUAACAAUGAGGCAGUGGUAGAGGACAGGUUUGAAUGGGACUCGGAUAAUGAUAAUGUUAUUGAGACCAACAGCAGGGGCAAGUAUAACUCUGGUGGUUAUAUUAAUUUUCUUGUUGACACCAAAAGGAGGGGCAGAUAUAACUCUGGUGGUUAUAUUGAUUUUCUUGGAUUUCACCCUUACAAGGAGGUUAUCUUCUUGAGUGAUACGUUGAGAAGAGGAUUGGCCUACCACUUAAAUAGCUCAAAGAUUCAAGACUUGGGCAACCUCCGUCCAACAAAUUAUGGAACAGAGGUGGGCAUUCAGCCAUUUAUACAAGAGUCUUUUCCAUACACACCUUGGAUGGGAUGGUUUCCAGAAGACAAUUAAUUUCAUCUGGAAGAUUACGAUGUAUUGCAUAUGAGGUAUUGGUGCUCAGGACAAGCUGUGAGGUGCAACUUGAGAGUUCGGACCAGCUGAGUUUCUCAAGUUGUUCAUUGUAUCCAAUAAGAAAAUUAUUUGUUGUUAGACUACAGAACAUGGAACCUGUCUGCUGUUACUGUUGCAUGGGCUCCUGCUAUUUCUGCCUCCGUAUGCUUGCUACAAUGGAAGUUUAGAUGUUACAAAUCAACAAUUAUGGUCAUUCUUUUU